Knipowitschia caucasica is the source of this 2688-nucleotide messenger RNA. Lineage: Eukaryota; Metazoa; Chordata; Actinopteri; Gobiiformes; Gobiidae. The record is from the annotation of a GenBank genome assembly.
AUGCUCGCGCUGUGCCUCGCGCUGUGCCUUACGCACGGGGCUUUGGGGCAGAUCCGGUACUCGGUCCCAGAGGAGGCAGAACACGGCACACUCGUGGGAAACAUCGCGGAGGACCUGGGGCUGGACCUGACCAAACUGGCCUCGCGCCGGUUCCAAGUGGUUCCCAACUCCCGCAGCCCGUAUCUGGAGGUGAACCUGGAGACCGGGGUCCUGUUCGUGUCCGGGCACAUCGACCGCGAGCAGAUCUGUAAGCAGAGCGCCAGCUGCCAGCUCAACAUGGAGGUGUUCCUGGAGGAGCCCCUGGAGCUGUUCCGUGUGGAGAUAGAGGUCUUGGACAUAAACGACAACCCCCCGAGUUUCCCGGAGACGGACAUCACGGUGGAGAUCUCCGAGAGUGCCACUCCGGGCACGCGCUUCCCGCUGGAGAGUGCCUUUGAUCCGGACGUGGGUUCAAACGCGUUACGCACAUACGACGUGACCACGAACAGUUACUUCCACCUGGACGUACAGACUCAAAGCGACGGGACGCGCUUCGCGGAGCUGGUGCUGGAGCGUGCCUUGGACCGGGAGCAGCAGGCGGCGCACCGUUACGUGCUCACGGCUGUGGACGGGGGACAGCCCGCGCGCACCGGGACCGCGCUACUUGUGGUUAAAGUUCUGGACUCGAACGACAACGUGCCGGUGUUUGACGCGCCCGUGUACAGCGUGACAGUGGCAGAGAAUGCCCCCGUGGGAACUCUGCUCAUUCAGCUCAACGCCACAGACCAGGACGAGGGCCCUAACGGGGACGUGCUGUACUCCUUCAGUAACCACGUGAGCAGCCGCGUGAAGGAGCUGUUCGGUGUGGAGGCGCGGAGCGGGCGCGUGGAGGUACGGGGGCACGUGGACUACGAGGAGAGUGCGCUGUACCAGAUCUCCGUGCAGGCGCGUGACCAGGGGCCCAACGCCAUCCCCGCUCAUUGCAAAUUGCUGCUCACUGUCACCGACGUGAACGACAAUGCACCGGAGAUCACGUUCAGUACCGUGAGCGAGUCAGUGAGCGAGAGGGCGGCCCCGGGUACUGUGCUCGCGCUGCUCAGCGUCACGGACAAAGACGCAGGAGAGAACGGACAGGUGCACGUGGAGAUCCUGGGGGACGUCCCGUUCAAACUCAAGUCCUCCUUUAAGAACUACUACACUAUAGUGACAGACGGGGCCCUGGACCGGGAGCACGUGGACUCCUACUCCGUGACCGUGGUGGCACGUGACAGCGGCACGCCCCCGCUGGCCUCCAGCAAGUCCAUCCGCGUGCACGUGUCUGACGAGAACGACAACGCGCCUGCUUUCACGCAGCCUGUGUACGACGUGUACGUGACGGAGAAUAACGUACCCGGUGCGUACAUCCACGCAGUCAGUGCGCGGGACCCGGACGUUGGGGCGCACGCCCUCCUCCGGUACUCCAUAGAGGAGUGUGACAUCCAGGGCAUGUCUGUCAAAACCUACGUGUCCAUCAACGAAGACACGGGCUACGUGUACGCGCUGCGCUCCUUUGACUACGAGCAACUUAAAGAGUUCAGCUUCAGCGUGCACGCGCAGGACUCUGGGGCCACGCCCCUUGCCUCUAACGCCACCGUCAGGGUCAUCAUCGUGGACCAGAAUGACAACGCACCCACGGUGCUUGCGCCUCUGGGCAAGAACGGCACUGCUCGUGAGCCCCUGCCGCGCUCAGCUGAGCCCGGGUACCUGGUCACGCGCGUGCUCGCCAUGGACGCAGAUGAUGGCGAGAACGCCCGUCUGUCCUACAGCAUCCAACGUGGGAACGAGCACGCCAUGUUCCGUAUGGACUGGAGGACCGGGGAGCUGCGCACGGCUCGUAGAGUGUCGGUGAAAAGGGACCCCCUGCCCCGGUACGAGCUGCUUAUAGAGGUCCGGGACCACGGGCAGCCACCACUGUCCUCCUCUGCCUCUGUGCAGGUGCUGCUGGUAGACAGUGUGGCGGAGGGCCGCGGGCUGGAGCGUGGGGGGUCAAAGGUCAAAGAAGGAGCGUUAGAUCUCACGCUUAUCCUCAUCAUUGCUCUGGGAUCUUUGUCCUUCAUCUUCCUCCUCGUCAUGAUUGUGUUGGCCGUGCGUUGCCAGAAGAAGCACAAGAGCACAAUGGUCACAUGUAUGAGCCCAGACUGCUGUGUGGGCUCCUGUAGGGGCCCCUGCUGCUCCCGCCAGGCCCGGGGCCGUCAGAAGAAACUCAGUAAGUCCGACAUCAUGCUGGUGCAGAGCGCCGUGCACGUGAGCGCGCCCACACACGCACAAGUCCCGGUGGAGGAGUCUGGGAGCUUCGGCUCUCUGCAGCAGAAACAGAACUACUGUUAUCAGGUGUGUCUGACCCCUGAGUCUGCGCACACGGACCUCAUGUUCCUAAAGCCCUGCAGCCCCACGCGCUCCGGCCAGGACUCUACGUGCGCGGGCUACAGCGACCCGUGCGCAGGGUACAGCGACUCGCAGCCAGACAUCCUGUCCAACGGCAGCAUCCUGUCAGAGACCAAACACCCACGGUCAGAGCUCAGCUACCUGGUGGAACGGCCACGCAGAGUCAACAGCUCGGCAUUCCAAGAGGCAGACCUGGUCAGCUCUAAGGACAGUGGCCAUGGAGACAGUGAGCAGGGGGACAGUGACCACGACGCCAUGCACCGAGGACACUCCUCUGGUCAGUAA